This is a messenger RNA of Toxotes jaculatrix (banded archerfish), 1062 nucleotides long. RefSeq names its product protein AAR2 homolog. Gene Ontology annotation, biological process: spliceosomal tri-snRNP complex assembly. NCBI's taxonomy places the organism in Eukaryota, Metazoa, Chordata, Actinopteri, Toxotidae. The record is from RefSeq and is a predicted model, not a curated record. The transcript is spliced from 2 exons. The coding region runs from base 355 to 1062 and encodes 235 amino acids.
CAACGAUGCGAAACAUCAACAAGCCGCUUUCGUAGACUGCGUCGCUUUUUAAGGUAUCGCGCUUUAAUUAAACGCUUUAUUUCUAGCGCUUUUAUACAAAUGUACGUUUAUAAACACCUUGUUUAAAUGUUUUUAUUUUCUUCAUAUUUUUCGCUUCUGUUUUUCAGCGUCAAAAAAAAAAAAGCAUCAUCACCCUGUGUUCACUAUCGGGUGUACACAUUUGGACGAAAUCCUACUGACUCUUCUGAACAUGAGAGACUCUCAUGUAAAGGUUGAAAGCGGAGUUUUUUUGUCGUGCUACCUGGUGUGGUUUAGUUCGCAGGUUUAAAUCGAGUAGCGCUUGACAUCGCAUUCAUGGCCAGCGGCAGCAGCGGUAGUAGUGUAGACAUGGAUCCAGAUGUAGCUCUGAGGCUGUUUGAGGAGGGAGCCACCCUGGUGCUGCUGGGUGUUCCUCAGGGCACUGGGCUGGGGAUUGAUUGCAAGAGUUGGCAGGUGGGUCCACGCUUCCGGGGAGUGAAGAUGAUCCCUCCAGGCCUGCACUUCCUCCACUACAACUCUGUUAACUCACCAAGCUGUGGAGGAGAGAGUGGCCCAAAGACAGGCCUCUUCCUCUCUCUCAAACCCAGAGAGAUCCUGUUGGCUAAGUGGGAUCCCAAAGAAGAAGACCUGGACUUCUCAGCCUCUAAGAAUGAAGAGGAGGUGAGCCGCAUCCGGGCCAACUUGAAAGAGCUGGAUCCUUACCUGGGUCCCUAUCCGUACGAGUUGAUGAGGAAGUGGGUGUCCCUCACUGACCGCCUGAGUGAGGAGGUGGCCAAUAACCUGCAGCCUUUGUCUGGCAGAAUUUGUGCCUUCAGUGAUGUCAUUCCUGAGACUGAGUACAGACACACCAAAGACAGGGCAGAGCAGCCGAGGAACGACACAGCCUGUCAGAGCAUGAGAGAGGGACUCGACAGGCUCCCCAGGAUGAAGCUGAGGGAGGGGACGGAGUUGCGCUUCUCUGUUAUCCCCAAGAAGACCUACCCACCUGGGGCAACGCCAGCCGAGAAAUGCUUAUUGUCAUAA